This is a messenger RNA of Hansenula anomala, 852 nucleotides long. RefSeq names its product Kti12p (gene KTI12). The record is from RefSeq and is a predicted model, not a curated record. The transcript has a single exon. Lineage: Eukaryota; Fungi; Ascomycota; Saccharomycetes; Phaffomycetales; Wickerhamomycetaceae. The coding region runs from base 1 to 852 and encodes 283 amino acids.
AUGCCACUUGUUAUAUUCUCAGGCCUUCCAUCCUCUGGGAAGACAACCCGUGCAAAGGCACUACAGGAACAACUACUCUCCAAAAUAGCCUCACUCCCACCUUCCUCACCAGGUGCAAAUCUAAAAGUUAUACUACAUAAUGAUGAAAGUUUAGGAAUACAAAAAGAAGAAUAUAGAGAAUCCAAAACUGAAAAAUCCCUUAGAGGUUUACAAAUGAGUGCAGUGAAAAGAGACAUUUCUCGUAAUAACAUCGUGAUACUAGAUUCCCCAGCUUAUAUAAAAGGUUUCAGAUACCAGUUACAUUGUGAAGCAAAAGCACUUUCCACAGCUUGUUGUGUCAUCCACGUCAUGGCUCCAUUAUCCACAUGUCUUGAAUGGAACGAGCAAAGACCUGAUAAAUGGGACCCAGAACUAUUAAAGGCAUUGAGCAUGAGAUAUGAAGAGCCUGAUGGGAACUCAAGAUGGGAUUCUCCAUUGAUUCCAAUUGCAUAUGAUGAUAAGGAUAUACCAUUUGAUGAUAUUUGGAAUACACUAGUCUUUGCUAAACCCCCACAGGCGAAUGCUGCCACUAUGAUGAAGCCUGCUACAAAGACUAACUAUUUGCAAGAGUUGGAUAAGGGGACUCAAUUUGUUAUUAAUAAAGUUAUUGAGUUUGAAGAUUUACAAACUGGGAGAGUAAAGAUUGAUGAGGAUUUAUUCUUGGCUUUACCUAUUGAUGGGGUUAGUGUUGCUAAAUUACAAAGAAUAAGAAGAACUUUUGUCACGUUGAAUAGAGUUAGAAGUUUGGAUGUUGAUAGAAUCAUUCCUUUAUUUGUGGAUUAUUUGGAUAGUAAUUUAAAUAGAGAUGAUUAA